AGAUCCUUUUUUUGCUACUUCCACCUUUUCCUUGUGAAUUUGGCUCAUGUGAUUUGAUCAUGUGAUAACAAAAUGGCAGACAAGUUGAUGUGAUUGUUGGUCUUCAUACGGAAACAAAAAUCAUGAAGAAAAAGGUUUUAUUGAUGGGCAAGAGUGGAUCUGGCAAGACUAGUAUGAGAUCCAUCAUCUUUGCCAAUUACAUUGCCCGUGACACAAGGCGACUUGGUGCAACUAUUGAUGUUGAGCAUUCACAUGUUAGAUUCCUGGGUAACUUGGUAUUGAACUUAUGGGACUGUGGUGGACAAGAGGCUUUCAUGGAGAAUUAUUUUGCUAGUCAAAGAGACAAUAUAUUCAGAAAUGUAGAAGUAUUAAUUUACGUGUUUGAUGUAGAAAGCCAUGAGCUUGAGAAGGAUAUGCAUUACUAUCAGUCAUGUUUAGAGGCUAUAUUACAGAACUCACCAGAAGCCAAAGUCUUCUGCCUCGUACACAAAAUGGACUUGGUACAAGAUGACCAGAGAGACUUGGUAUUUAAAGAAAGAGAAGAAGAUUUAAAAAGGUUAUCAAAACCUCUGAACUGUACAUGCUUUGCCACUUCUAUAUGGGAUGAAACAUUAUACAAGGCUUGGUCCAACAUUGUUUAUCAGUUAAUACCAAAUGUACAACAGUUAGAGAGUAUGUUGGCUAAUUUUGCUAACAUCAUUGAUGCUGAUGAAGUCCUCCUCUUUGAAAGGGCUACUUUUCUGGUAAUCUCCCACUGUGAAAGAAAACCACAUAGUGAUGUCCAUAGAUUUGAAAAGAUUAGUAACAUAAUCAAACAGUUCAAACUAAGCUGUAGUAAGUUAGCAGCAACAUUUCAGAGCAUGGAAGUAAGAAACUCAUGUUUCUCUGCAUACAUAGAUCUGUUUACCUCAAAUACCUAUAUUAUGGUGGUCAUGUCAGAUACCACAAUACCUUCAGCAGCAACUUUAAUCAACAUUAAAAAUGCUAGAAAACAUUUUGAGAAGUUAGAGAGAUCAGAACCUGGACAUCAUACCAUUGGAGCAAGUAUAAGCAGUCAUAUGCAAGCAGAAUAGUGACAAGCUGUAAAUAAAGGGAUGCACUUCUAGAAUGGAGUAAAAUAAAUUAUACCAGGACACUCCAAAAAGACGGAAUUAUUAUUAUACCACCAUGACCACAUUGAUUAGCACAGAAGAUUAAGAGAAGCCAUAAGACAUUAUCUUCAAGGGACCAGAUAUAUCGAUGUGGACUGAUAAUAACUUAAAUUAUUUCUUUAUUUGAAAGGAGUGAAUUGAUAUGUUAUAUUCUGUAUAAAUGAUGAAAUAGAAGAUUGGAUUUUACAUGAUGUCAAUAAAAAUAAGAAGAUAU
This is a messenger RNA of Mytilus trossulus (common blue mussel), 1365 nucleotides long. RefSeq names its product ras-related GTP-binding protein A-like. The coding region runs from base 123 to 1073 and encodes 316 amino acids. The transcript is spliced from 9 exons. The record is from RefSeq and is a predicted model, not a curated record. Gene Ontology annotation, molecular function: GTPase activity; GTP binding. Gene Ontology annotation, cellular component: Gtr1-Gtr2 GTPase complex; lysosome; nucleus. NCBI's taxonomy places the organism in Eukaryota, Metazoa, Mollusca, Bivalvia, Mytilida, Mytilidae. Gene Ontology annotation, biological process: cellular response to starvation; negative regulation of autophagy.